Fusarium sp. VM40 is the source of this 1587-nucleotide messenger RNA. NCBI's taxonomy places the organism in Eukaryota, Fungi, Ascomycota, Sordariomycetes, Hypocreales, Nectriaceae. The record is from the annotation of a GenBank genome assembly.
AUGGAGCUCUUUACUUCUCCAACUUUCCAUCAUCAUGUUGAGAAUUUGAUGAAACAGAACCGAGUGCCAGGUCUUUCCAUUGCAAUUGUCCACGCUGAUGAUGUGAAAUCCAUGGCUUUUGGCUUGUCAUCGGUCCAAGAUCAAGCGCCAUGCACCGCCGACACUCUUUUCGAUAUUGCAUCCUCAUCCAAGUCGCUCACCGGAGGAGCUAUUGCGUUACUGGUCAAUGAUAAGACGUUUCCUCAAGUUCAAUAUGACGCGAUAAUGUCAGAGUUGCUGCCCGACGACUUUGUUUUGUCUGAGGAUUCGUACACAAAGAUUGUCACCGUAGAUGACCUUCUUGGUCAUCGAACUGGGAUGCCUGGUCACGAUGAUUCGUACAUGGGACUGCGAGCCGCAGAACCCGACAAUGCUAGGUCCAUCACCAGGAACUUACGCAAUCUGGCCUCCGCCACGCCUCCAGGAUUACGAUACAUAUACUGUAACAUGAUGUAUACUGUACUAACUCACCUUGUUGAAGUUCAGACCGGGCAAAGCUUCGGUAAAUUCUUACAGGAUCGCGUCUUUGAUCCCUUGGGCAUGAGCUCGAGUGAUCUCCAGCCGGAGAAUGCCAAAGCCAGAGGUCAUGGCUACCGCCUGGCAAAGGGUCAUAUCUGGGAUAAGAAAACCUCAACUUUUCGCGAGUUUGAGGCUGUCGAUUGCCCGGAGGGCCAGGGUGCUGGCUCAAUCAUCACAAGCGCAAAUGAUUUCAUCAAGUGGAUGAAGGCGCUACUCAAUCGCAAAGGUCCCAUCAAUGAAGAUGUUUACCAAGGUCUUAUCCGACCACGAUCUUCUCGUCCAGCCAAAAGUCGCCAGAAGAAGGCAGACACCGAUCGAAUGUUCUACACAGCUGGGAUGGAUUCCUAUUGGCAUGGGGAUCAUGCAGUAUUUGGGCAUAGCGGUGACAUCACGGGCUUUGGCAGUCGAUUUGUCUUUCUUCCAGAUUUGAAAUUCGGGGCUGUUGUCAUGGGAAACUCCUCUGGGACAAAUUCAGUUGCUGCUCAAUUGUUUCGAGAGCUGAUUGAGCAUGUUACUUCACCAGGUCACAAUCAGCUGUCCUCGGAACGCAGCAACUCCGAUAACCAGGGCCGAAUUCAGCACGAACCCGCCGUACAGGCUAAUACUGAACAGCAGGACAAGGGCAAAGGGAAGACUGACAGAGCUCGGAAAGUGAUUAAAGGAGCAGUGGGAGAAAAUGAGAAAGUGAGCAACAGGAACAAAUCACCUACGGAAACAACUAAGCGACAAGAUCUGGAUCUUGUCUCAUACACCGGCAACUAUUGGAACCCGGGUUAUCGGAACAUGAAGGUCGAGAUCAAAGGUGGCCAAUUAUUCAUCGAUGCGACAGACCGUUCCUUGGGGUUCACAUCCUACCUUGAAGAACGGAGAGAUGGCUUGCUGUUCGAUGCGCAUGUGCGAGACGCGUUUGACACUGGCGCAGAGAUUCUAAGAACCCAAUUCGUGAUUGACAAUGGAACGGUCUUAAGGAUGGGCAUGGAUCUGGAGCCGCUCGUCAACGAUCUUAUAUGGUUCGAUAGAGUGACAUAA